This is a messenger RNA of Coregonus clupeaformis (lake whitefish), 726 nucleotides long. Its product is annotated as guanylin-like. Bases 1 to 339 code for a protein of 112 amino acids. Lineage: Eukaryota; Metazoa; Chordata; Actinopteri; Salmoniformes; Salmonidae. Gene Ontology annotation, cellular component: extracellular region. Gene Ontology annotation, molecular function: guanylate cyclase activator activity. The record is from RefSeq and is a predicted model, not a curated record. The transcript is spliced from 4 exons.
AUGGUGUUUGUGUUGAUCUCCUGUAUCCUGUGGGGGGGAUCACUAAGUGUGGAGAUUAGGGAUGGAGAGCAGAGCUAUCCCCCAGAGACUGUGAAAGCUUUUAAGGGGCUGAUGGACGCAGAUGCCCGGGUUAACCCGUGGCUGGUCAACACCAGCAUGGUCUCUGUCUGUAACAACCCUGUCCUGCCACAGGCCUUAUAUCCACUGUGCCAUGGCAAAGGGGCUGCCAUGGUCUUCUCCAGGCUAGCGGAUGCCAUCACGCCUCCAGAUCCUUGUGAAAUAUGUGUCCACCCCGCCUGCUUUGGGUGUAAGACUGCCAGACUGCCACCAAGACCGUAAGACUGCCACCAUCUGUUACACACACACCUCUGAAGCUCUCCUAUUUACACCACACAUCUUCACCUUCUCCAGAUCUCCAGAUAUGAAGUUGUUUGAGCUGUAUGGUCAGAAUUAAGUUACUUGUUAUUCAGCAAAAGGCUUUAAAUCAACAGUAUUGUCUAGAUUGUCUAAAUUUCCAUGGAUUUCUAUGAGAUAUGUGAUACAUUCACUGUUGGAACUGGGUUUCGUAUAGCUAAUAUACAUUUCUGUUGCUAUUGAAAUUGUGCCUAAUAUGUUGUCCCACUUUUUCCACCAGACUGAAUUAGUUUGAACUCUGCCAAAUGGACUGUAAAUGGACUGAUUCUGUAAAUCCUUGUCAGAUUCUAAAUAAAUAUGAUUUCUACUUUA